AGUGGUUGUUUCCAGCUGAAACAGUCCCUUAAAUCAUGGGAUUAGCACGUUCAUCCGCAUAUUAACCGUUGACUAGAGUUUGUGUAUGUACGAUUCAUCUUCACUCCUAUUCCACCAAAGACCUUUGUAUAUCGAAGUGUCAUUACUUCCAAAUUAAAUUUUUGAGGGAGAUUAAUUUCACUUUAGUCUCUUAAUUUUCCUAUCAAAACAAACCAACAUGGCAGAAUCACUUCUCUUCGGUCUCGCUGAGUCAUUCAUCGGUAAGAUUGCUUCUCGUGCUGUUGAAGAAGCUUCUCUUGCGCUUGGCGUCUAUGACGAUAUGCAAGAGAUAAAAAACACCGUCACCCUAAUCAAAGCUGUGUUGUUGGAUGCUGAGCAAAAGGAGAGGCAAAAUCAGGAGCUGCGUGUAUGGUUGCGACAGAUCAAACGCGUCGUCUCCGAUGCUGAAGAUGUAGUUGAUGAUUUUGAAUGUGAGGCAUUGCGGAAGCACGUGGUCAACUCUUCAGGUAGCAUUAGAAGAAAGGUACGGCGUAUUUUCUCAAGUUCUAAUCCUCUUGUUUAUCGUCUUAGAAUGGCGCAUCAAAUCAAAAAUGUUAGAGAUAGAUUAGAUAAGGUUGCUGCUGAUAGGCUUAAGUUUGGUCUUCAAAUCAAUCACAACGACAAUCGUGUUGUAGAAACGCGAGAAUUGACUCAUUCCAACGUAAUUGAUUCGGAUGUGAUAGGAAGGGAACCUGAUAAACAAAAAAUCAUUGACCUCUUAUUGCAAAAUGAUGGUGAUAAAAGUCUCUCUGUGAUUCCUAUUGUGGGAAUUGGAGGAUUGGGAAAGACUACACUUGCAAAAUGUGUGUUCAAUGAUAAGAGUGUAGUUGAGUCUUUUCCAUUGAAGAUGUGGGUCUGUGUCUCUGAUGAUUUUGAACUUAAGCAUCUACUUGUUAAAAUCCUCAAUUCUGCUAGUGUGUCAAAUAAUAACCCAAUUCACCAUGAGAACUUUAAAAUCUUUGAUGUUGAGCAAUUACAAAAUCAUAUAAAAAAUGCACUUGCUGGUCAUAAGUUCUUGCUCGUCUUGGAUGACGUAUGGAACGAGGAUCGUGUCAAAUGGGAAGAAUUGAAAGAUAUAAUACAAGUAAUUGUAGGUUCUCAAGGGAGUAAAGUCGUGGUGACUACACGGAGCCACAUAGUAGCCGACGUGAUGGGAACUCAUUCUUCUCACUUUUUGCAAGGUCUAUCAGGAGACGAUUCCUUGUCUGCAUUUGUGAAAUGGGCUUUUAAAGUGGGAGAAGGAGAAAAUUAUCCAGAGUUGAUGGAGAUUGGGAAAGAAAUUGUGCAAAAAUGUGGAGGGCUUCCUUUGGCCCUAAGAACAUUGGGGAGUUCAUUGUUCUUGAAAUUUGAUAUAGAUGAUUGGAAGUUUGUUAGGGACAAUGAGAUUUGGAAUUUAUCACAAAAAAAGGAUGAUAUAUUGCCUGCUAUAAAAUUAAGUUAUGAUCGGUUACCUUCUUAUUUAAAACGAUGCUUUGCUUGCUUCUCCCUCUUUGUAAAGGGCUACCAGUUGGAUAGUCUUAGUGUUACUGCGAUAUGGGAGGCACUUGGUUUUCUUCCAUCACCAAAGAAAGGUAAAGGCGUAGCAGAUGUUGGCAAUCAAAUUUUGCAUGAGUUACGGUCAAGAUCUUUUCUUCAAGAUUUUGUUGAUUAUGGCAAUGGUUGCGAGUUUAAGUUGCAUGAUUUAGUGCAUGAUCUUGCAUUAUAUGUUGCAGGAGAUGAGUUUCAAUUGUUGAAGUUUCGUAGUGAAAGUAUUUUUGAGGAUGUCCUCCAUUUGUCAUUAAUUACAAAUAAUGAUGAUUUGUUUGGUCUAACACAAAUUCCCACUAGACUGAGAAGCAUUAUUUUUCCUUCAGGAGCCAACAAUGAAACUUUCUUGAAUACUAUGUUAUCAAGGUGUAAAUUCUUACGGAUUUUGACGUUAGCAAAUUCUAGAUAUGAGAGUUUGCCCCGCUCCAUUGGCAAAUUAAAACAUUUAAGAUAUCUCAAUCUUGAGAAUAAUAUAGAACUGGAGAGCCUCCCAGAUGCAUUGUGCAAACUCCAGAAUCUACACACUUUGAAACUCAAUGGAUGCAUAAACCUUAAAAGAUUACCCAAUGAAAUUGGAAACUUGAUCAGCCUUCGACAAUUACACAUAACCACAAAACAAUCUAACUUUCCAAACAAAGAGAUUGCAAAGUUAACUUCCUUAGAAAUUUUAUCUGUCCGUCAUUGUGACAAUUUGGACUUGUUGUUUGAAGGAAUACAACUUCCUAAUCUUAAAUUUUUGGAUAUUGCAUAUUGUGAGAAUCUAAGGUCCUUGCCGCAUCAUGUUGUUCUGAACUUAGAAGGUUUGUUGAUAACUGAGUGUAAUAAGAUGAAAUUGUCAUUGGACCAUGAUAGCUACAUUCCUAAUUUAAGGUUAAAGUUGCUAUCUCUAGAAUAUUUGCCCCAGUUGGUGGUUUUACCUCAAUGGUUGCAAGGAUGUGCAAAAACAUUACAAACCUUGGCACUUGAAAACUGUUACAAUCUUCACGAGCUUCCUAUGUGGCUGUCAACUUUCAUUUCUCUCAAAACACUUUCAUUGGAAAAUUGUCCAAGAUUGGUUUUGAUCCCUAAUGAUGUGCACCACCUCAAAAACCUUGAUUAUGUGAAAAUCAAAGGGUGUGUUGAAUUAUGUAAAAGUUACCAUCCAAAAGAUGGAAUAAAUUGGCACAAAAUAUCACACAUCAAACAAGUUAUAAUAUUACCAGAACUAGAAAAUUAAGAGUUAUUCAUAGAUAUCACGGUCAAAUUAGGAAUAUUUUUCUUUGGUUUGUUUUUUGUAAUUGUUUGUGUAAUAAAAGUGUCGUUUAUGAGACUUUCUUUUUCUAUUGAAGGAAUGCAAUUUUUUUCAUUA
Cicer arietinum (chickpea) is the source of this 2914-nucleotide messenger RNA. RefSeq names its product putative disease resistance protein RGA3. Gene Ontology annotation, molecular function: ADP binding. NCBI's taxonomy places the organism in Eukaryota, Viridiplantae, Streptophyta, Magnoliopsida, Fabales, Fabaceae. The record is from RefSeq and is a predicted model, not a curated record.